AGAUGCAUGGAGAACGGGACUUGGUUCCUACAUCCAGAAGGGAACAAGCCUUGGACUAAUUACACAACGUGCGUCGACAUUGAGGACUUGAGCUUCAGGAGCAUUGUGAACAGCAUCUAUGUGAGCGGCUACUCGGUGUCUGUGGCAGCACUGCUUUUAUCCAUUGCUAUUUUCCUUUACUUCAGGUCACUGCAGUGCACGAGGAUAAGGAUACACGUACACCUAUUCUCAGCGUUUGCUCUCAACAAUAUUCUGUGGAUAGUGUGGUACAAGAGUGUCGUGGACAGAGUCAGUGUUGUCCAAAACAAUGAGGUAUGGUGUCAAGUUCUUCAUGUCCUCACAAACUAUUUUAUGGUGACCAGUUACAUCUGGAUGUUUUGCGAAGGGUUACAUCUUCACAUCGCACUUGUUGUAGUGUUCGUAAAGGAUGAAGUGGCAAUGAGGUGGUUCCUCGUGAUUGGCUGGGGUCUGCCGUUAAUCAUCGUUGGAUUGUACACCAUAGUGCGUUACCUCACGCCAGGAGCUACAGUUCGGUGCUGGAUGGAGCAGAGUGACACGUUUUGGAUCAUCAUUAUUCCUGUGCUGGUCUCACUGUUUGCUUCGUUUGUAUUCUUAGUAAACGUGGUACGUGUGUUAGUUACCAAAUUGCACCCGGCACCAAACCAGCACACCACUGUGGCGAUGAAAAAAGCGGUCCGUGCUACUCUCAUUUUGAUUCCGUUAUUUGGACUCCACUUCGUAUUAAUUCCGCUUGUACCACAACCGAAUACGCCAGGGGAAAGAGUUUAUCAAGUUGUUUCUGCAUUGCUCACUAGCUUACAGGGUCUUUGCGUAGCAGUACUAUUCUGUUUUACGAACCACGACGUGAUUUUAGUACUGAAGGCCACCGCUGCACGACUUCUGAAGACUAAUGAUGGCAUCGCCAUGACAGGUGUGACCGCUGGAGAGAGCUUAAUGAAUACGAGAGAGAAUGUUGUAUGA
Messenger RNA from Chilo suppressalis (striped riceborer), 981 nucleotides. NCBI's taxonomy places the organism in Eukaryota, Metazoa, Arthropoda, Insecta, Lepidoptera, Crambidae. The record is from the annotation of a GenBank genome assembly.